AUGGUCUUCCGACGCGCGGCCGCGCCCCUGUGGAGCAGCCAGGUGAAGGUCUUCGUGUCGGACUGUGACUACACCCUCUGGGAGGGAGCAAUCUCGGAGGAGGGCCUGCAGGUGGAAAUCUCUGGGCCCUACCUGGAGCUGCAGAGGAAGCUGUCUGAGCUCCAACAGUCGGGUCGACUCGUUUGCUUGGCAUCCCGGAACUCCUCCAGUGAGCAGAUCGAGGGACUGCUGAAGGAACGCGCCGCUGAGUGCGCGCUGAUGUGGGAUCAGGUGGUGGCCGCCGAGGUGCACCCUGGCGCGAAGCCGGAGAGCCUCCGCCGGCUCUCGGAAGCCUUGGACCUGCCCCUGGAGGCGUUCGUCUUCAUUGACGACAACAGCUUUGCAACCUGUCCACACCACUAA
Symbiodinium sp. CCMP2456 is the source of this 402-nucleotide messenger RNA. NCBI's taxonomy places the organism in Eukaryota, Dinophyceae, Suessiales, Symbiodiniaceae. The record is from the annotation of a GenBank genome assembly.